UCAGUGAUAUUUCUGCGUUUUAGUCGGGUUUUUGCGUCGGAUGUUCCUGAACUGCGUGCUUUUUAGUAGUUUAUAGUGCUAUUGUAGCUUUACUUAUUAUUUUUGCGAUUAGUUUCCUGCUUUCUAUUGCUUUUGUUUUUCGUUUCUUUGAAUUUAUAUCCCUGCAAUCCCGAUAAAAUGUCGAGCGUUCAGACUGAUCGACGUUUCACUGAACAGCGGGAAAUCCCCAUCAGACGUGUCAUGAUAACCGAUCCGAAUCAACUUCCGAGAGACAUCUCAGCAACUCCUAACGGAACCAUUUAUUGCACAACUCCUGGAGGCACUAGGAUCGUGUACGAUCGAUCGUUGCUCCUCAAGCUGAGCUGUUCACCAAUGACGAAGACACCGCCGUCGAACAUGAAGUUUAUUCCUGGAGUCACCGCCGGUGGAAUCCCUGUGGAAAGUCUGCCGAAGACUGCCUCCUCCAGACCUGUGAAAUCUCCUGCUCAACGCAAAGAUGACGAGCAUGAACAGCAGUUCGAAAUGGAUAUUUGAAAUGUUACUACGGGAAACCGAGCGUCCCUUUCCUUUUGUACAUAUUUGACUUGGACGGGACGUUUAUUCCUUGUAUUUUUUUCGUUAUAAUUUUUUGCCUUUGAAUGACGGAUGGGGGAACAUGGUUGGGACAUGGCCAGGUGGUGUGCCCGAUCCGUUGUCUACAUGGGUCACGAUGUUGGAAACACAUUCGCGUUCUUGUCGUCAUGGCCUUUUUUACCAAAAAAAUUUGAAAACUUGGCGCUUUCAUUGUGUUGCAUUUCUUGCUGGAUUGGAAUGGAAGAUUGGUAUACACCGACGCGAAAUGGCGAUGUUUUCAUUCGGACUGCCGAUUGCAUGACAAAUUUAUUAGACAUCGUGUCGCUUGCCCGAGUGCUCCCGUUCCAGAUGGAAAGAUAUAUUGUCAACUUACCACUGUUGUCUGUAAUUAUAACGCCGUGCAGACUGUUGAUUAUUAUCUUUCUUGUCGCACUUUGUUUGUACAGAUUGCGUACACAGCUCGCUCAGUAUUUUCUCCAUGCCUCAAAAAAAUUUUCACUGAUGUAGUUUUUCAGUCUUUUUGAUCGGGUACCCCAUGUACAAAGCACCCGUGUCCCCAAGUGAUAAAUUGUCUUUUUCAGUUUUUUUAAAGCUUGGUCAGAACAAGCAACAUGCGACAACAUCAAAUAAAACGGAACGAGACGUG
Molecule: messenger RNA, 1219 nt
Organism: Paramacrobiotus metropolitanus
Lineage: Eukaryota; Metazoa; Tardigrada; Eutardigrada; Parachela; Macrobiotidae
Product: eukaryotic translation initiation factor 4E-binding protein 1-like
Exons: 3
Coding region: 178-534 (118 amino acids)
Biological process (GO): negative regulation of translational initiation
Cellular component (GO): cytoplasm
Molecular function (GO): eukaryotic initiation factor 4E binding
Source: RefSeq, a predicted model, not a curated record